Brenthis ino (lesser marbled fritillary) is the source of this 777-nucleotide messenger RNA. The record is from the annotation of a GenBank genome assembly. NCBI's taxonomy places the organism in Eukaryota, Metazoa, Arthropoda, Insecta, Lepidoptera, Nymphalidae.
AUGGUAUGUGAUUCGGACGAUGAAACGAGAGAGAAGCUUAGGAAAUGUGUUCGACGUCAUCAGGAAUUGAUUGCGUUAGUUGAUCAAAUGGAGGUGUUGUACUCUAAAUCUAAUUUAGUCAAUAUUUUGAGCAGUUCACUACUUAUCUGCUUGAGUGGAUUCAAUAUAACGCUUUUAGGGAGUUCAAAUUCAGCUUUCGCCUUUAUACCAUUCCUGGUCGUGAGUCUUACACAGAUUUCUCUCAUGUGUUUCUUUGGAGACAUGCUCAUGGCUUCGAGCACUAAAAUCGGUGGUGCAAUUUACAAUUGCCGCUGGUACGACACUACUCCGGAUAUCAAGAAAAGUGUUAUUUUCAUAAUGCUUAGGUCUAAAAAACCGUGUAAAAUAACUGCUGCAAACUUCGCCGUGAUGAACCUAACAGCGUUUACAACGAUCCUAAGCCGUUCUUGGUCUUAUUUCGCUCUGCUUCGGACCAUGCUUAUUGGUAAAUCGACGCCGUGCCGUGAGGUGUCGUCGGGGUGCCGUCGAGGUGUCGUUGGGGUGUCGUCGGAGUGUCGUCGGGGUGUCAGGGUGUCGGACUGUUGGCGGACCGGCGGGUCGGAGGGCCGGGGUGUCGUAGGGUGGGCUGAAAGGUCUGAUGGCCGGUGGGCCACCGCUCGGAGUACCGCCGCUCUAAGGGUCACCGCACUGAGGACCACCACUCAGAGGUCCACUCAGAGGUCGGGGUGUCCGAACCCGAGUGGAGCGAGUGUGAAUCGCUCGUAUAGUUAUAGUUUU